Messenger RNA from Coturnix japonica (Japanese quail), 3793 nucleotides. It is a transcript of the gene BCL2L11, whose product is annotated as BCL2 like 11. NCBI's taxonomy places the organism in Eukaryota, Metazoa, Chordata, Aves, Galliformes, Phasianidae. The record is from RefSeq and is a predicted model, not a curated record. Gene Ontology annotation, biological process: meiosis I.
GGUGGUAAACACGGGGCGGGGCCGCGCUGGAGGCGGAGGCUGCGGGCGCCGCGCUCAGGGCCGCCGGGUGCAGCCUCCCGCCGUCCGGCCGCCCGCUGCCCCUUCUCGUCCCCGCGACUUCGCCGGCGGCACCGCGCAGCCCAUGGCCAAGCAGCCCCCCGAGGCGAAGGCGCCCCGCGACCGCCGGGCCGGGCGGCUGCCGCCGGGAGAGGGGCCGGGCCCGGCCGUCCCGUUGCGGCCCGGAGCCCCCGCCGCGUUGCCCGGCGCCGCCCGGCCCGCCUCGCCCGGCAGCCCCGGGCCGUUCGCCAUCCGCUCGCCGCUCUUCUUCUUCGUGCGGAGAUCCCCGCUGCUGCAGCGCUCCUCCAGCGGGUACUUCUCCUUCGAGGCCGAGCGCAGCCCCGCGCCCAUGAGCUGCGAUAAGGCCACGCAGACCCCCAGCCCGCCGUGCCAGGCCGUCAGCCACUACCUGAGCGCCAUGGCUUCCAGGUGGCGAUCUCAUUCUCUUGCAGAAGAAAUACAACCAGAAAUAUGGAUUGCACAGGAGCUGCGGCGCAUCGGGGAUGAAUUCAAUGCCUCCUAUUGUCCAAGAAGGGGUUUCUUGGAUAACCACGCUGGAAACCCCCAGGUGGUCAUUCUGCGCCUCCUGCAUUAUAUCAUCCGCCUCAUCUGGAGGAUGCAGUGACGCCAGCUGUGUGGGCUGCUGGGACUCAAUGGCUUCUUCCAGAAACCAAUGGAGAAGAGCCGAUGCCAGAGCUUGGGAGCUUCCAAGCUGCCCCCCUGGCCUGGGCAUGCGUUGGCCGGAGGAGGGUGGAUUUCCCACAUGGACCUGCCGGGAUGCUCCGAAGCUAGAUUUUUAUCUGAGAGUGGUGUUUACUGUGUUUCUCUCAAAUUUUUUUAAAUUUUUUUUUGUAAUUAUUGUUUUUUAAUUGUCUCAGAGAAAAGUCCUCAGUGAUGAUGUUUGGUCAUCGUUUCUGGAAAUCUGUUGGCUCGUCUUGGAUAGGCCUCAAGACCCUCCAGAUCCAGCUGAUCUGCAGAGCUGCCUUAUUUGUGCUGCAGGCGUUGCAGGGAGCGUCGGAUGCGCCCCGGCUGCUGCGCUGCCACAUCCUCCUGCCCACCAAAGAGGAUGAGGAUGGAAGAAGGGCAGAGGGAUUUUAAUUAGCACUUCUUUUACGUGUAAAUACCUAACGCUACCCCAAAUCCAACUUCGUUUGCGUCAUGCAAAUAGCCUAUUUCCUGCUGACUGGUUUGGUUUUUUUGUUUUUUUCCCCUUUUGUUUUAAAUUCUGAAUUUCAAGACUUAGCUGUCAGAUUCCCAGGGUCCAAAAUAUCACAACCAACCAACCAAACAAAAAACAAUCCACCAGGUUGCCUUUUUAGAAAUUCUUUCUAUAAGACGUGUGAAAAUGCUUAUGUAUUGUAUAAUAUUAUAAUAUAUAAUAUCGGUGACUGAGUAAUUCAGCAAUAAGAUGUCCGUGGAGGCAGGUUAAAACAGUUCCCAAACCACUGCAGUUUUGCACCCAGUGACAGGUCCUGCUGUGCGCCUCCAGGAACUGUUCUAAGGCAUGGUUAGCGUGUUGCUGUUAAACCCAGGAGGGUUUUUGGCACACUGGAUGUUUUGUGGGAUCCUGUUUGGACUGGACCAGAGCGAUGGGAGAUGUCCUCAGUCUGCAGGCAAGGAGCGAAGGGAUGAAGACCUGAAAGUUCCUGUGAUGGGAUCCAGCUGGAUGAGGGGCCGUGCGGCGCUGAAGGAUGCAGACUUGCUUGUGCGUGCUGUUCAGAUGUUACCAACUCAUCAUGGAGCGUGGGGUCUGCACUCUGCUAGCCUUGGACAGGGCUUCUCCUCGUGACACAUCUCCUCCUCCUGCCUGGGAAGACCUCAGCAGGUGUUUGAUGACCCAGGACGAUGCUCUGUCUCUCCUCCCAUCUGGAGACCCUGCCACGUGGCUCGAGAAGGACACUGUGUAUCCCAGUCAACAGAGACCCCGCCAUCAUCUCUGGUUCAUCUCGUAUGGGAGGCUUCUGCACAGCAGGUGCUUUUUGGGGCGUGUCAUUGCUUCGACCGCCUGCAUUUCUAUGCACAAACGUACUCCUCUCACCUUGAAAACUGUCCCCUUCCCUCCAGCUGGUGCGGAGAUGGUCCUAAAAUCACCUUCCAAAUGCUGCAGUUAGUUCUGGUUUCACCAGCACCAUAAGAAGAAGAAGAAGCAAACCCAGCCCUGUGACAGCGGUAUUUCCCACCGCGCUGCCAUAUGCACGUUGGGAAAGACUGUUCUGCGUGCCAUUGUGUGAAGAUCAGUGUUCCUAUGUUAGAAGAGCUGUGUAUAGUCUGACCUCCUUGUGCUGGCUGGGAGGUGAUGACCCAUUGGCGUGGGGCUGUGUGCCCCUGAUUGCACUCGUUGGAAGGAGAGCGGAGCAAUUCUGGCUUUUCUGGUCCUGCGUCCCAUGGAGCACACCAAAGAAUGGUGGCCAGCACCCAGCACUUUACCCUGUCCUCAUGGCUCUGUGCUGUGGAGGAGAAAAAGAAGGGGAAGAACGCAAGGGAUUGGCACCAUCUGGCUUGGGCUGUUCCACAUCCAGCCUUCCCAGCCUGAAGGCAGAGGAAAAUGUAGCUCCAAUAAUAAUAAUAGUAGGCUUCAUCACUGCAGGGUUGUGAGGAUUGUUUAUUUUUGGUUUUCUUUUCUUUUUAAUGUCCCCCAUAAAGAAGAAUGAUGGUUUAAAAUCAGCAGUUCAACUCACUUCAGCAGUGUUUGCCGAUGGAUUUGGGGCGUUUUAAGCCCACGUCACCUGUGCUCUCUGUUCUGCCAAAACGAUUCCAUGAAGUUCAGUGGUUGCAGAGAGCCCCAGUGUGCUGGAUGGUCUCACGCCACACUUCACGCUUCUCAGUUGGUAACUGUAAAUACCUGACUAUUUAUUAGAGUAGGGCACUGUAUUAUUUUCAUCAUCUGAGCCAAAUAUCUGCGUGCAAUGUAUUCUCUUUCCAUUCUCUCAUGUAAGUUUUGUACAGCUUAUAAGUAAUCAAAAAAAAAAAAAAAAAAUCCUGUUCUUUCCUAAACUUUUUUUAGAGUUAAACUUGGUAAAUACUGUAGAUUUCCCCCUCCUCCCCGUUUAUUUCCCCCCCCACCCUCCACCCCUGUGUAAUCAAUGCACUCUACUGUUCCAUCAUGCUGUAACUUGUAGAAAUGAUGUCUAUUUAUUUCCUGCUUAUUUAAAUGCCUGUUGAGGUUCUGUCUGCCCCUCUCUCCUCCUGCCCCAGGUCUGUGGUGUGGAUGGACCACGUGAGUGAUGGACCUUCCAGCUCUGCCCGCUGGAUUCAGCGCAGCCGACGCAGUGCAGAGAUGAUUGGUUUGAAUGGCCUGAGUCCUGCACUCCCAUAGGGAUUUAGGCACCUCUAAGAUAAUUGCAGCAUUAGUGAAAGUCAGGGGAAGUUUGGCUUCUCAACCACAGUUUUGGUCCUCCCUUCUUUAAAACCACAUUGUCUUCCAUCUCAGCCAAGACCCCGGACCAGCUUUUAUCAUCAGGUACAACUGGAGUGCACACUGAUGUCCCAAUUAAUCACUAACUCGUUUCAUAGGACCCAGCAUAUGUAGCAUUUUUAUUGCAAUUUCCCUGGCUUACUUGUGUUUUGCACUGAUGAAUUUUGGACAGGGUAAUUGCCACUUUACUUGUGCAAUACUGCUGUAAAUAAUUGCAGAUCUUGUUUUUGUUUUUUUGUUUUUUGUUUUUUUUUUUAAGAUGCAAUCUUUUAUGUUCUUAAUAUGAGUUUUAUAUGAAUAAAACCUUCAACUGUUUGACUA